Coniophora puteana RWD-64-598 SS2 is the source of this 1791-nucleotide messenger RNA. RefSeq lists its product as uncharacterized. Lineage: Eukaryota; Fungi; Basidiomycota; Agaricomycetes; Boletales; Coniophoraceae. Bases 1 to 1791 code for a protein of 596 amino acids. The record is from RefSeq and is a predicted model, not a curated record. The transcript is spliced from 2 exons.
AUGUCUCUUUCUUCUGACAUCCAACUUCCUCCAAGUCUCUUGAUCGGAACACCGGCAGAGCAGGUGUCCAAGAUAGAUCUGUACACGCGCCAGCUUCGAUGUUACCGCAACUCCCUCCUGUGGGUCUGCAGGUUCCCACCAGAAACUCUGGGACACAUCUUCGUUAGAUAUGUUGAACCAGAUCACGCGUUGGAGAAGCUAAAGACCGUCACCAGCGUUUGCCAACAUUGGCGCGACGUUGCUCUCAAUACUCCACGGCUGUGGGCUACCAUUGUCUUUCAUGGCGACCACGAUGUUUCUCGGGCAGAACUUUGGAUGGAGCGAGCUCGCGGUAUGCCUAUCGAAUGGCGCACGUCUGACAACGUUCGCCUGAAAGAGACAUCCGAAUCAUUCAAGCUCAUAGAGAAACUGCUUCGACAGCCAGCUCGAAUACAUCACCUUGAGCUCCCACUAUCGUCUAUCUGGAACGGCGAGAUCAUGUUCGCUGAUACCCUGGGUGCAUCUAAUGCCGCCCCACUCCUUCAUACCCUACAUCUCUCUUAUCAUGGCUUCGAAUUCGAUUCUUUCAUCCCCCACACGCCGUUCGGUGGAAACACUCCUAAUCUACGCAAUCUAUCGCUAUACCGCUGUGCUAUUCCAUGGACAUCGCCCAUCUUUUCUCAGCUACAGUCUUUGACUCUCAGCUCUCUUCCUCACCCGAUAACACCUACAGGCCAAGAACUUCUCGAUCUUCUCCGUGUCACGACUUCUUUGCAGGAACUACGGCUUCACUGGAGCCUCCCUCAAACUCCCAUAAGCCACUCGACAUGGACGUCCGACAACUCCAUCGAGCUUCCGUUCCUGCGCCACCUCUCCCUAUCUAAAGGCUCGUUCGACGGAUACAGCUUCCUCCUGCGAAACGUCCAGUUCCCUCCGAGCACCCACAUCCAGCUGUCGGGCAUCACGCUGGACCGCCCGCUCGGCGAGACGACGCUGCUGCCCCCGAAGGUAUUCAACAUACCCCAGUUCACGUCGCCCAUCACUCUCCAGGUCGGAUGGCUGGACACGUUCCACGUGCAGCUGCACACGCACCGCUGCCCGCGCCCGUUCUUCUCCGACCCCUCCAGCAAUGUGAUCCCGCAGUGCACCGGUCCCGGUAGUAUUGGUGGCACCGCCAACGAGCCCAGUUGGCCGUGCCGCAUCCGGCUCGACGCGUCCUUCGCGCUGGACUAUCUCCCCCCUGGCCAGGGCCUCUCGUUCGAGCCGCGCCUCGCCGCGCUGCUGUGCCGCGGCGUCCCGUUCGCGGUGUACAAUAUCGCGACGCUGUGCGUGUACACGCCGACGGAGGAGGCGGGCAGCGAGCGCGCGGUCGCGUGGGCGGAGCUGUUUGCGUGCGUGCCGCAGGUGCGCAGGCUGGAUGUGACGUUUCGGACGAGGUUUUUGAAGGAUGUGUUGCGUGCGCUGGAGCCGGGUGGGGAGGAGGACGGGCCGGGGGAUGGGGUGGGCGCGGGGACGGGGACGGGGACGGUGCUGCUGCGGGGGCUGGAGGAGGUGCAUCUGAGGCCGCAUAGGCACGAUGCGUAUCCUGUGCAGGAUUGUGCGCGGGUGUUAAGGGCGCGACAGGAGGCGGGGGCGAUGGUGCAGCGGCUGGUGAUAGAGCAGCAUCAGGAGAUGGCGCAGAGGGACAAACGCGAUCUGGAGAGGGUCGUUGGAGAGGUUAUAUACGCCCAUGCGCCGGACGAAAGAAUUCUAGCGUGGCUCGAUUGGCAGACGGGGUUCCAGUCCGCGGUGCAUGACCAUGACCAGUACUAG